AUGCAAAUGUUGGGCGACCUUAGUCCUGAAGCCACAUUCGGUUCGUCGUCGUCUCACGCCUCCCUUCCGCUCCCCCAUUCUUCCCUCGCCCCAUGCAAGGCGAGAGGCUCAUACUUCCGCGUCCACUUUAAGAACACGCGCGAGACAGCGCAGGCGAUCAAGCACAUGGAUCUCACCAAGGCGAAGCGGUUCCUCGAGGACGUGAUUGCGCACAAGCAGGCCGUGCCGUUCCGCCGCUUCUGCGGCGGCGUGGGGCGCACGGCGCAGGUGAAGCUGGUGCACACCAACGGCCAGGGCCGCUGGCCCGCCAAGUCCGCGCGCUUCCUGCUCGAUCUGCUCAAGAACGCCGAGAGCAACGCCGAGGUGAAGGGGCUUGAUGUCGACUCCCUCCACGUGAGCCACAUUCAGGUCAACCGCGCGCCCAAGCAGCGCCGCCGCACGUACCGCGCGCACGGUCGCAUCAACCCCUACAUGUCGUCCCCGUCCCACAUCGAGUUGAUUCUCUCAGAGAAGGAGGCGGAGGUCAGGAAAGAGGCUGAGGAGGGUAGCCGCAAGACGAAGAAGCAGAGCAGGCUCGCAAACUAA
Molecule: messenger RNA, 585 nt
Organism: Closterium sp. NIES-65
Lineage: Eukaryota; Viridiplantae; Streptophyta; Zygnematophyceae; Desmidiales; Closteriaceae
Source: the annotation of a GenBank genome assembly